Molecule: messenger RNA, 15363 nt
Organism: Bacillus rossius redtenbacheri
Lineage: Eukaryota; Metazoa; Arthropoda; Insecta; Phasmatodea; Bacillidae
Gene: zormin
Product: titin
Exons: 54
Coding region: 167-15292 (5041 amino acids)
Molecular function (GO): protein binding
Source: RefSeq, a predicted model, not a curated record
CCCCCCCUCCGGCGCGCGCGAUGUGGCGACCACGACCGCACGUCCGGACCUGUCCGUCGGAGACACGCGUCUGAGAAGGACAACACCUGACGUCUCUGCAGAGACCACGUGUCUUGCGAUCCUGAGCGAGGACCCUGAACGAGGAUAUAUUCCCCGAUUGCGGCGCAUGGAGGCCGCGGACAUCCUGGAGGCCCUGCAGGCGAGGGCGGCGCUGCUGCCCGGCGGCCGGGACCACGAGGGCCGGCCCCUGGUGGUGGUGCCGGUGCCCACCGACACCCAGCCCUGGAGCCUGCAGCACCUGGAGACCUCGCUGCGCUACUUCGCCGCCAUCUUCAGCCCGGAGACGAAGGGGAACGGGCUGACGGUCGUGGUGGACGCCCAGAGAGGCGCCUGGCGUCUCGCGCGGGCCUGCAUCCGCCAGGUGGGCGCCUCCUUGCGCCGGGACGCCGCCUCCGUGGUCGUGCUGCGGCCCGACGCCUUCUGGGACAAGCAGCGCGUCGACAACUGCGCGCGAGCCCAGCGCGACGGCGAGCCAGUCUACAUCCCCAUCUCGAGGGUCGGCAAGCACGUGGACUGGUCGCAGCUGCCCGAGGACCUGGGAGGCACCUGGUGCUACAACCACAGCCAGUGGAUACAGAACCGCAUAUACCUCGAGUCGUUCGUGAAGGACGCCGAAGUGGCCAUGUUCGAGCUGGAGAAGCUGCGCCAGAGGCUGACCAGCUUCAAGCCAGGGAUGCGCAUCAGCAGCGUCGACGAGACGCUCUCCUUCAACGCGUCCAUGUUCCAAGGCGUCGGCGACCUGACGCGCAAGGUGCUGCAGGCAGGUCAGGACCUGCUGCAGCGGCACGGGGGGGACGGCGGCCGGCGGCCGGGCCGCGAGCCGACCGCCCCGCAGGACGUGCUCGACAGCCUGGACCGCGUGGAGCGCCUGCUGGAGAUCGUGCGCGGCCGGCUGCAGCUGGCGGAGGAGGCCCGCCUCGCGGCGGAGCGCGUCGUGGCGGGCGCCCGUGAGCUCAGCAGCCUCGAGGACGGCGUGGCGCGCGUCACCGACUGGAUCCUGGGGCCCGCCGAGACCAUGCUCAACGGCCAGAGCGAGGUCGGCUUCGACAUCGUGUCCGCGGAGGAGCUGCGGCUGGAGCACGAGGCCCUCGAGUUGCAGUGCCGGGAGACGUACGGGCACUACGCCGAGCUGCUGCACAAGAUCGACACCUUGCCGCAGGCCGACGUCCCGCUGCCCGAGGACCUCAAGUCCCAGCGGGACUUCAUGGACUUCGUGUGCCGCAGCUUCGCCACCCGUCUGGAGCGGCGAAGAAAUGUGCUCAUCACGUCGCUCAGGUUCUACCGGCUGGUGGCCGAGUACUUCGAGAUGACGAGCGAAGUGUUCGAGUCGCUGGUGAAGUCGAACCACGUGGAAACCUUCGAGUCGGCCAGCACCACGCUCAGGAAGCUCCAAGAGAGUCAGAUCAGCAUAGGCCUCCUGGAGCUGGAGGCGGUGCGCGAGGGAGAGAAGCUGGCCGACAUGCUGUGCAUGCCGGUGAAGGACGCGCUCGGCCGCGACGUAGCCGUCAACCACGAGAGCGCCAUCCUCGAGGCGCAGGCGCUGCUGGCGGCCGUGGCGGCGCGCCGCGCGCUCUUCGCCGACAGCGUCUCGCUGCGCCUGCUCACGCUCGAGCAGGUGGCGCACGUGGCGCAGUACGAGCGCGACGCCUCGCAGGCCGUGCAGUGGCUCGACGACCUGUUCAAGGUCAUGCUGCGCGAGCAGGGCCACGUCGGAUGCAGCGUGUUCGAGAUACAGGUGCAGAAGGACGAGCACCAGGCCUUCCAGGAGACCGCCAAGGGCACGUACGAGUACGGCUGCCAGCUGCUGAGCGCGGCGCUGGCGCUGAGACGCUCGUGCAAGCUGCCGGCGGAGUGCAACACGGGCCUGGCCGAGAAGCUGUGGCGCUCCUGGAGCCGCCUGCAGGCCGUGGGGCAGGAGCAGAUGACGAGGCUGCGCGUCUCCGCGGUCUUCCACCGCAGCGUGCAGGAGCACUGCGCGCAGCUGCGCGAGCUGCUGGACGCGGCCCAGGCCAUCGACCAGGGCGAGGACGCCGCUAGCCGGCGCGGCUCGCUGCACCGCUUCCUCACGUCCAGGGAGCGCCUGCUGCUGGAGGUGGGCCGCAUGGUGCGGCUGGGGCGGCUGCUGCGCACGCGCCUGCGCGAGCCCCUCUGCGACGAGCACGAGUCGGGCGACGGAGGCCAGGUGGCGGUGGAGGCCAUCAGCGACCGCCUGGCCGAGGUGACGUCACUGGCCGAGCAGCUGGACGCGGCGCUGUGCGGCCUGCAGCGCGCGGAGGCGCCCGACCACGCCGCCCCCGACAUGCGGCGCAUCCUGGACGGCACCGCCUCCACCGCCCCCGAGGACUGGUACGCCAGCGGCCGGCGCCCCGACGGCGCCCGCUCCGAGGACGAGUUCGUGACGGCGUCCGAGUGCACCUGCACGCCGCCGUCGCGCUCCUCGUCCUUCCACACAGCGUCGCUGUGCGACUCGCUGGAGGCGGACCAUGUCUCCGAGCCCGAGGAGGCGACCCCAGUCGUCAGGACCACCACCGAGGUGAGGACGGGCGUGCUAGUGCACGAGGUGACGGAGACGACGCGGGUGCGGCUGUCGCGCGGGGACUCGUCGGGGACGACCUCGUGCACGGUGACGACGGAGACGCUCCGCUCCGGCCCGGUCCUCGAGGAACGCGAGGUGGUGGUGGUCGCCGCCGCCGAACCCGAGCCGGCUGAAGACGUCGACGAGCGGCGGACCGCCGAGGAGGACGACCACCACGACGACGACGGCGGCGACGGUGGAGGUCAGGACGACCCGGUGCUCGCCAAGAUGGCCGAGAGCCGCGAGUGGCUGCAGCUGAAGGUGCUGGAGGCGGAGCCGGAGCUCGCCAGGCUGGGCGCCAGCCUGCAAGAGGCCCUCGAACUGCAGAGGGCGCAUGACGACGUACUGCUGCAGCUGCAGAGCAAGCAGAGCCCCGUGGAGGAGCUGCUGCGUCAGGCCGACCAGCUCAUCUCGACCCAGAGGCCGCGCGCGGAGGUGUACGCCGCCAUGGCAGACUCGCUGGGGCUGGCCUGGAAGGACGUCAACUCGCACCUGGAGCAGAGGAAGCAAGUCCUCGACCUGAACGUGUCCUACCACAGCCGCGCGGAGGACUGCCACGACCGCAUGCGCGCGCUGGAGGCGGCGUGCCGCGACUCGCUGCCUCCCGCGGACGCCGGCGAGGUGAAGGCGCUGCUGGCCCGGCUGCACGACUGCCGGCGGCUGGCGCUGGAGGCGCUCAUGUCGGCGCUGCAGGAGGGCCGCCUGCUGCUGGACACCUUGAGGGAGCUGGCUAACCGGGGCACGCUCGACUCCCGGCCGGACCGCACCAGGACAUCCUCCGAGUACGCGGUGUCCCAGGCGGAGCACUGGCUGGAGGAGCUGCACGACCGGCGGCGCGCGCUGGACGGCGCCUGGCUCGCGCGAAAGGCUCGCCUCGAGCAGUCGCUGGCGCUGCUGCUGCUGGCGGGAGACCUGCGCCACCUGGAGGACCACCUGGGCGCCGGCCGCGAGGCGCUCGGCCGCACCAGCGACCAGCUGGGCGACUCCAGCGCCAGCGUCGAGCUGCUGCUGCACGAGCACCGCAAGCUGCUGCCCGAGGCCAAGGACAUGCAGGACCGCGCGCUGAAGAUCACCCGGGCCACGGAGCAGCUGGCCUCGUCGGGCCACUUCGCCGUGGAGCAGGCCACGGCCAAGUCCUACAGCGUCCUGAGCGCGUGCGCGGGGUACCUGGACGACAUAGAGCAGCGGGAGGCCCUGCUGACGAGGGCCAUCGCGUUCUUCCGCUCCGCACACACCGCGCUGACGAAACUCGACCAGCUGGAGGUGCAGCUGAGGACCGCCGAGCCGGCCUCGUCGUCGUCACCCCGGAGGGCCGCCCUGCAUGCCCAGGUGGGGACGGCGCUGGAGGACGUCACGGCAUGCGCCCUGCGCGAGGGCCACGCCCUGCUGGACGUCGUCGGCCGCAGCGUCCCGGGCUCCGAGGGCGUGAAGAGGACCGUGGAGGAGAUCGAGGACCGCAAGAUCGCGCUGGGCCAGAUGUGCACUGCCAACCGGGAGGAGAACCUGCGCGUGUCGCAGGCCUUCACCGCGUUCCUGGAGAAGCAGAACGAGCUGUAUUCCUGGCUGGUGAGCAUCGCUGAAGCCUUCCUGCAAGGGCACCAGGACAUGGGCAGCAAUCUGCCGAUGGCCCAGGACUUCUUGGAUCUCCACCAGCAGCUUCUCAGCGACCUGCAGAGAAAGGGGGCGGAGGUGAACUCGCUCCUGCUGACGCUGCCCCCCAUCCUGGAGCACCUGGACGACGAGCGGCGGGAGGACGCGGACCGCAAGGUGGACGCCCUCCACUCGCAGUGGGUCGGCCUCAAGGCCCUGCUGGAGGCGCGGGUGGACCUGGCGGCGACGUACGCGCGCUUCCACGAGCUGGCCGAGCGGCUGGGCGCGCAGUUGGACGCCCUGGAGCGCGAGCUGCAGGGGGCGGGGGAGGACAGCGCGAGGGACGUGGAGCAGGAGUGGCUGGGCAUCGAGGAGUUGUACGACCAGCUGUCCAGCACGGGCAAGACGUUCCUCGCCGAGGCGUCCAAGGUCCGGGACCCGUAUCUGGACGUGAAGCGGGCGUGCCUGUGCGUGGAGACCCUGCUGGGACAGCUGGGCGGCCGGCAGCUGACGGUGCAGCGGUCCUGGCAGACCUGGCAGAGCAGCGUGGUGGUGGAGCGCGAGUUCCAGGAGCUCUGGGAGCGCCACAUGACCGAGAGUCGCACGACGGUGGACUGGGUGUCGAGGCUGGACGCCCAGCUGUACCCGGUCCUCACCGGCAGCUCCUCGGCCUCCAAGGUCAUCGGCAAGGAGCUGGAGGAGAAGUUCAACGCGGUCCUGCCGGAGCUGAGGCGAGCGCAGACGGAGAUCGACAUGAGGAUCAGGACCGCGGAGUCGCUGGCCCUCAGAGGAGAUUGUCACAGUGAAAAAGAACAGAUAGUGGGCAAGCUCACACAACUGCACAGCAAACUGCAAGUUGCCAUGACUGAUUACCAGAUAUUACUGCAGAUGUUGAUUGCCUUCUUCAAGAACUUGGCAGAGCUGGAGAAGACGAUCGAGAACCUCAACUCGCAGUACGUGCUGACGCGCGUGCCGAGCGUGGCCGCAGACGCGGAGCUGCAGCUGAAGGAGCACGAGGCGUCGCGGCAGGCCGUGCUCGAGCUGUUCAAGUUUGCGGGCAGCGAGAGCGAGCAGAUCAUCGCCCGCAUCCACAACCAGGAGCCGGAGGAGGCCGCGGCCCACGACGCGGACCGCGUGCGCGUCCUGCUGCGGGAGAAGCGGGAGGCGUGGGAGGCGGCCUGGGCGGAGCGCAGGCUGCGUCUUGAGCAGCACGGCCAGCUGUGCCGCUUCGACGCCGACCUGCACCAGAUCAACGCGACGCUGGCGGACCUCGGGCGGCAGCUGGAGACCAUCCGCGGCCAGUACGGGGAGUCCCUGGCCGGCGCGCGGGCCACCUCCCAGGCGUUCGUCUACUUCGAGAAGACCAUCGAGCUGCUGGAAGUGCGCAUCCAGGCGUUCGUCAGCAUGGGCGAGCAGCUGCUGUCGACCGACCACGCCUCGGCGCCGCACAUCCGGCAGGAGCUGGCGCAGCUGCAGUCGCGGUGGGCGGCCUUCCACAAGCAGGUGGUCGAGCGGCGGCGCCUGGUGGAUCUCAGCAUCCAGUACUUCACCCUCGUGGAGGAGGCUGAAGAAUGGUUCCGCGAAGGCAGCAAGCUGCUGGUGACCAUCGCGAGGAAGUCCACGUCGGUGCGGACACCGGAGGAGGCCACGCAGUUGCUCGACGAAGUGGAACUCUUCUUGAAGCCCGGCGAAGCGAGACAAGAUGAAAGAAUACGAAAAAUAUCCACUCUGGCGUAUGAGUUGUAUGGUGAAGAACAGUCAAAACAGCUGACUCUCGUGGUGACAGAGAACAGAGAGAUGAUAGACUCGUUCACCAUAAUCAGGAACGAGCUGAGCAUUCUCACUCAGAAUCUGAGAGCAGCUGAGGAGCAGAAGCAAAGACAUCAGAAGGAGCUGGAGGAGGUGGACGCUACGCUGGCGGCCGCCCGGGCGGAGGCUGCCGCGGCCCAGGCAGCCGCGGCGGCUGCCGAGGAGGCUCGGAGGGCGGCAGAGGCGGCGGCCCGGGCCCUGCAGGAGGCCCCGCCCCUCAUCGAGGAGACGGUGCAGAAAGCUGAGGCGAUCCCACUGCCUCCACCAUCAGAACCAGAACCGGAACCAGAUAAGGAACCGGAGAAACCACCGACGCCACCGCCGAAGAAGGCAAAAUACGUGGACGAACAGCCGAAACCAGUGGCUCCGAUAUUCACAUUACCACUCUGCGACGCAGCCGUCUCGGAAGGGGAGAAAGUCACAUUUGAAUGCAGAGUGACUGGUAUUCCGAUGCCGGAAGUUGUUUGGUACAAAGAUGGCAUUUCUAUCCAGAACAACCCUGACUACCAGACCACUUUUGAGCACGGCAUCUGCCAGCUGAAAAUCGAGGAGACGUUCACGGAAGACUCGGCCAAGUUCACGUGCAAGGCCGCAAACGGCGCUGGGACGGCGGAAACCAGCGCCACCUUGGCCGUCAAGGAGGCACAGCCGGAGGAGCAGCUGAGGCCGCCCGUGUUCACGAGGCCUCUGGAGCCCGGCGCGGCGCGCGAGGGCUCCAGCCACCGGCUCGAGUGCCGCGUGGAGGGCGUGCCGCUGCCCGUGGUGCAGUGGUUCAAGGACGACGCCUGCGUCGACAACUGCCCCGACUACCUCAUCACGUACAACAACGGCGACGCGGCGCUGCGCUUCGAGGAGGUGUUCCUGGAGGACCAGGCCGUGUACACCUGCAGGGCCGCCAACCCGCUGGGCGCCGAGUCGUGCAGCGCCCGGCUCACCGUCGAGCCGCUGGAGCCGACAGAGGCGCCAACCUUCACCGUCCCGCUGUCGAACGUGAUGGCUCGCGCCGGGCAGAAGAUCAAGCUGGAGUGUGCCGUGGCAGGUCUGCCACCGCCCGAAGUCACCUGGAGCCAUAACGGCAAGCCCGUGAAGGAGACCAGGGACAUCAAGAUCCAGCGCGACGGCGACAAGGCCACGCUGGUGGUCUCGGAGGCGUUCCCCAAGGACGCCGGGGCGUACGCGGCGUCUGCGAGGAGCGCGGCCGGCGAGGCGACCUGCUCGUGCAGCGUGUCCGUGAAGGGGCGGCUGCCCACGGAGACGUCCGACUCGGAGCUGGCCAGCGACCUGGAGCCGGCCCGGCCGGCCGUCCAGCUGCCCCUCAAGGACGUGUGCGUGUUCGAGGGCAAGCGGGUGCGGCUGGACUGCGUCAUCGUGGGGCAGCCGGAGCCCGAGGUGAUCUGGUACCACGACGACCGACCCGUGAAGGAAUCUGACGACUUCAAGCUGCUGUUCCAAGGGGACAGGUGCUCGCUGAUAAUCGGCGAGGUUUUCUCGGAGGACGCGGGAGAGUACAAGGUGGUGGCCAUCAACUCCGGAGGGGAGGCUUCCAGCCGGUGCAACCUCUCCGUGCAGACGAUCAGCGGGGAUGCGGAGCCGGCGACGCGGCAGCAGGCAUCCAAGGUGGUGGUGGAGCCCGUGGGGACUGCCCCCAAGUUCGGCAGGCUCCUGACGGACGUCCUGGCGUCGGAGGGCGACCAGGUCGUGCUGGAGUGCUGCGUGGAGGGGGAACCGCGGCCCAGCAUCACCUGGCUCCUGAACAACCGGGAGAUUGCCUCCACGGACGGCAUCCAGAUAGCUGAGGACGGCAAAGGGAACGUGAGCCUGACGAUCGUGAAGGCGCAGCCCGGCCACAAAGGGGUGUACACCGUCAGAGCGAGCAACGUCUGCGGUGAAGCGAAGUGCUUCGCCAACCUGAUCGUCAAGUCGUUCGGCCCGGCCGACAUCAAGCGGCCGGAACCCCAGCGACCGGAGAAAGAGACGCCCGCGUUCAAGGAGCUGUUCGCCGACAGGAGUAUCCUGGAGAACCAGUCGACAAAGUUCGAGUGCGUGAUUUCCGGGAAGCCUCAACCGAAGGUGCAAUGGCUGUUCAACGACAAGCCGGUGGCGGGGAAGGAGUUCCUGCAGUCGAGCGUCGGCGACCGGCACGUGCUGACCUUGCAGCGCGCCCAGAAGGAGCACUGCGGCAGAUACGCCUGCGUCGCCGACAACGAGGCGGGGAAGGCCACCUGCGUCGCUUUCCUCUCCGUCAUGGAAGAUUACCCGAAGGACACCAAGCCGGCGCCGGCGCCCCUGAUUGAGCGCAGCACGGUCGCAGCGGAGAAGUCCGAGACGUCCUCGUCGUUCAGCGUGCAGAAGUCGACGAUCGUGCAGUCGUCCAGCAGCCAGCUGACGCAGUCGACCGGGGGCGGGGAGCCCAGGACGCAGGUGCACAGCUUCUCGGCCCGGGCGGACCACCUCCGCGAGGAAGUGGACCGCAAGCCCGUCGUGGAGAUCCGCAGCCAGAAGGUGGAGGAGAGCCACCAGGUGGACCAGCACAAGCCCGUCGAGCACAAGCACUCCUCGCUCUCGAUGACCAGCGGCCGGGAGGAGGCGUCCGACUCCUCCUCCACCCCCGUGUCGUCGCCCCGGCCCGCCAGGAAGUCCGUGGCCCCCAGAUUCGUGUCGCCCCUCAUGGGGAAGAUCGUGGACCAAGGAGCCGACGUGGUGCUCACCGCCAUCGUCGACGGAUUCCCCGCGUGCGAAGUGGCGUGGACGAAGAACGGCCAGCCCCUGGCGCCGAAGGAAGGCUCCGUUGCGAUCAGCUACAAGCUGAACAAGGCCCAGCUCGAGCUGAAAAACGUGAGCGUGAAAGACGGGGGUCGCUACACGUGCACUGCUACCAACCCGGCAGGCUCGGCGUCCAGCACCGCUGACGUGGUGGUCAAGAAGACGGUGUUCCCUCCGGUGUUCGGGCGCCGCCUGCAGGCGCAGAUGGCGAAGGCGGGGGAGCGGGUGGUGAUGGAGGUGGAAGCCACCGGCACGCCAGACCCGACCGUCACGUGGUACAAGGACGACAAGCAGAUCCUGGGGGCGGUGCCGGGCCAGAUGUUCCGCACCAAGAUACAGGGGAACAGCUACUCCCUCAUCAUCGAGAAAGCUUCGCCCGAGUACUCCGGGAAGUACACGGUGAAAGCCACCAACUGCUGCGGCGAGGCGCAGAGCAUCGCCGACUUCCUGGUGCUGGAGCCGGACGCGGACCGCGACGUCCUCUCGCAGACGGUGGUGCAGAACGUGACGCACACGUCGAUGCAGAAACACGAAAAGGAAGAAAAAAAGAGCGUGAAAGUUGAGCAGCAGCCAGCUCCUCCCCAGGUUCAAUCAGCUAAGGCAGCGACACAAAAAGUUUCCACCCCUUCCUCAAUUGCACCCCUUGGCGCACCCAUCAUUUCGGAGUCCCUGCUCGUUGAAGAGAUGGUGAAGAGUGAGAAACACGUGUCCAUCAAGAUGGAUCGCACGCCGUCUCCAGCCACUCAGAAGCCGGCUGCGGCACCCCCAGCAGCUCCCGAGAAGACGGUCGCAGACGUGAAAACUUGGGCACCAAAGGAAACUGAAAUUCCCAUCACGGUAGAAGGGCCCAGCAUACCUGAACAACCAGAACCACAACCACCGCCCAAGGAAACAACAGAGGAUGCUGAAACAACCGGAAUAGAUACAGACUCCAUCCCCAAACAAAGCGCUCUGGACUUCUUUAAAGGAAAACUCAAGGAUGCCAAAGAUGAUUCAAAGUCAAAGCAAACCGAAGAAGAAAUCAGUCUCGUGGACACUGGUGCAUCGACGACAGUCACUGAUAUUAAGAGUCAGUUUGAGAUCAUAAGUACAAAGGAGGAAAGAAUUUCGAAAGAAGUUCCUUCGAAACCAGCAGGUGAUGACAAACCAUUACCAAAAUCACAAGCUGUUCCUAUUUCACAGUUUCUUCCCAAACAGUUUGGUUCUGUUGUGGACAAACACCCUCAGAUAAGCUCAUCCAUGAAAUCAGAGUUUCAUACAGAAAGCUCAAGUUUUGAGUCUCGUACAUCUCAGACGUUCACUCACCACUCUGCAUCACAAUCUAUGGAAGAAUUCAACCUGUUGCCCGAACCUCCACCCGAAAUUUGUUUCACACCCAAAACUGAAGUACAUGAAAAACCAAAGUUGGACAUGCCCAGCAGGGCAAAAAUACUAGAGGAUUCACAGAGAAUUCUUUCUCCUGUAGAAAUACCUUCUGGAGCAAUCAAGAUAUUUCCUUCACCUGCUAAGACAGAGACCCAGGCAGCAAAACCAAUGGAAACGAAAAUUACACCAUCCCAGAAACAACCACCCACAAAAAAGCCAGAAAGUCCAGUUCCUGUUAGAGUACCACCACAAGUUUCCACAGAAAAAGAAGUAUUCAGGAAAGAAGUUGUGGAAGAAGUACAAGUUGAAAAGAAAAUCCAUGCAACAGGCAGUGAUGACUGGUCUUACAGACCGACCCCUCAUAUCACUGUUCCGAAACAUCCGGCAGAGACCAAACCAUUAGUGCCACCUGUGGAGACCAAACCAUGGACACUACCUGUGGAGACAAAACCAUGGAAACCAACUGUGGAGACCAAAACAUGGACACCACCUGUAGAGAUAAAACCAUGGACACCACCAGUAUCUGCUGCAAAACCUCAUCCACCACCACAGGUGACACCAACUCCACCAGCACCAAAACCAUGUGACCAGUUACCAGUGGAGCCGCCAUGGUCGACAACUCUUGACUCUCAGAAAUUCUCUUCAUCCACCACCAAAACGUCAAUAUCAGAAUCGAGCACCUCAGCAUUUUCGACCGUACACCCGGCACAGCUGAAGAGAGCAGCUUCUCCCAGGCCUUCAGCCGAAGGCGUCGCGAUGGAGAAACUGUGGACCCCACACAAGCCUUCAGAGCCUGAGCCGCUCAUCCCCCGGCCCGUAUCUGCCGGGCCUCAGAGAGCCGCUUCGCCCAAGCCAUCCAUGGAGGGUCUGGCGAUGGACAAGCUGUGGGCCCACAAGCAUCCCGACUCUGCACUGAAGAGAGCCUGGCCUCCUCCGCAGCCCGUGGAGGAGAAACCAGUCGUGCCUUGGGCAGCGAGGGUGGAGCCAGACAAGGUGUGGCCGCCUCAGGAGAAGGACGCAGAACCAGCCUCCACGACCACUCAGAUCAUAAAAGAAACCGAAGACGUGUCACGGAAACACACUGUCUUUUCGACCGAAACCAUAAAACAACCGCAGCAGGAUGUCAAACAUUAUAUUGCCGAGGCUAAAUAUCAACAGUCAUCAUUAUUGAUGAAUGACCAGUUCCAGCCUGCAGAAACUUUUAAGACGUUUACGGAGACUCGGGAAACCACUUCAAAACAUUCAGAGGAAAUACUUAGUGAAUUUCAUUCCAUCCAACAAACAUCCCAAACUAAAGAAUCUUCACCACCUGUAAUAGAAGAACGAGUUUUGAAACCUUCAGAAACAAAGAAAUUUUGGCCUCCAGGAGGUAAAAUUGAUUCCGAGUUGAAAGCCCCGAUACGUCCAAAAGAAAGCACUCCCAAACGACAGCCCUUUCCAAAGCCAGUUAUACCUGCACCAAGUGUGAAUGGUGACAUUCAGUUGGAGCCGGAGCCACCACCACAAAUGGGAUACGCACCUCCUCCCUUAGAACGGAGGCAGUCUUAUGUGGAAGCCAUCGAACAAGAUCUGGAGAGGGGCUUGGAUAAGGAGCCAAGCAAACAUCUUGUUGGUGCUGUGAGAACGAUACCUCCACCACCUCAGAGGGAAAAAUCUCUAACUCCAGGUCCACCCACACCGCAGAGAGAGAGGUCUCUGCCUCCGCCGUUGCCUCCAAAGGAAAAGGCACCACCCCCUCAAGUUUUUCCUGCGAAACCAGCACCCAAAGUAAAAACAAAACCAUUGGUUGAAUCCAAGCCUUUUGAAACUUUCCCCAAGCUUGAGCCAUUUCCAUAUCAACCAGAACCAUCAAGACCGAAACCCUCAAAGUGCCCUCCACCACCUAAACCUUCAAAAUUCAUUAAAGGUGAAUUUGCCAGCAGUGACUACGAAAGCGACAUGGAGAUGGUUCACAUAAAGCCUAAGUGGAGGCCAUACGAAAGUGACACGGAGGAUUUCACGUACAAGAGAGUUUUGCCGCCAGCGGCUACCCCACAACCAAAGAGACCCAAAUCAACUGAGCCAGAGCCCCCACCACCGUCCAAGUUCGACCUUCCUCCCCAGUUUGACGGCCCGCCGCGACCAAAGAGUGACGUGUUCCACACCACCAGAUCUGAAGUCACGCACCUCACUUCCAAAACGGAGGUUAAAAGCGAGAAAGUUAAAACCAAGAAGAGGCAUUCGCCGCCACCGAUGAAGCCUGGCUCUCCGCCACAGAUACUCCAUACCGCGACCCCCGAAGAGAAGCAGCCGACCUCUCCGGUCAAGGCCAAGCCGGACUCGCCAAAGUCCAAGCAGAAGACCUUCCGCAUGCCCCAGCAGGACAGCGGCUACAUGGCGGACACGGACGAGCCCAGGACGCUGCGCAUGAGCCACCACAAGUCGACCGUGAGGCACGAGGAGACCCGGACGUGCGUGGAGCAGACGACGUCAUUCAGCGAGAAGUUCACCCACCAGAGCUCGGAGCAGGAGCAGCAGAAAACUGCCGUGCAAGACACUGCUCCCCCGGCCAGGGCACAGCCCUCCUUCAGAGCCCAUCACCGACACGUGGAGCACAAGGCGGCUGUGCCCGCGCCGGUGAAACCCAAGAAGGAAAUGAUAACAUCUAGCAUUGUGAGGGAUGAAGCAGUAGUGUCUGCACAGUCUAUUCAAGAUGAACGAGCUUCUAGUCUUGAACCGUUUCCAUUCACGACGGAGCCUGUCCGACCAAUCGCAAAACGUUCCUUGGGACCGCCUCCGCCUAGUCCAUCGAAAUUCGUGAAGGGAGAGUUUCGCGAGAGCGAUUACGAGAGUGACUAUGAAGGUCGCAUACCAGCCUUGUGGCGCCCGAUUGACUCGGAUGUAGACGAACCGAGCUACCGCCCUGUGCGUGCAGUUUUACAGCCCGGCCAGAGACGCUCUUACUCUGCCAUGGAAAUACAGUCGCCGGCACCACCAACAGAGUUCGACACUCCCCCACAGUUCAGCGGUCCUCCGAGGCCAAAAUUCGAACCUAUCGACAAGCCAGCCGUCGUGAAGCGUGAAAAAAAGCCAGAGCGAGUGCAAGCCACAGUUAAACCCAAACCCAUUGCGCCCAAGGCGCCGCCGAUGGAAGUGAUCGUGGCAACCCCGGCUGUGAAAAAAGAACCCUACGUAACCUUGAGGCCUGAGUCACCGCCCGAGAUUGGGUUUGCGCCUCCACCAAAGACCACCUAUACCGCUCGCACAAAAGUUUCAAACUUUCCCAACGCCACCCAGACGGAAACAUCGAAAGUCAUGAAAUUUGCCGAAUCUACAGAGCACACCCACAGGGUCAUGAGUGUCCAGCAGACGAUGAAGGUGAUCAAAUUUGGCGAGAAAGAGAACGAAGCUCCUCCGCUCGAACCGUUCCCAUUCAAGCCCGAGCAGGCGAAACCGGUCAGAAGGUACAGCGGUCCCCCUCCCACGACGCCCAAGAAGUUUGUACCGGGUGAAUUCAAGGAGAGCGACUACGAAAGCGACUACGAAAGCAUGCGCUUCAAACCGAAAUGGGUCCCGGGAGGCAGCGACUCGGAGGAGCCUCAGUACCGGAAAGUGAGAGCUCCUCUGCUGACCAGGUCUUCGAGCGUCCCCAUGAAACCCUCGGCCAAGGUCCCUGCGCCCGUGGACUUUGAGUCGCAGGUGCCUCACAUCAGCACGCCUGAGCUCUCCAAGGCCGGGCCUGUGGCCCUGGAGCAGGACGCGGAGCAGAAGAGACUGCGUCGGGUCGAGGAGAUGAGGAAGAGAUUCAGCGAGACCACCAGCCAGAGUAAAACGUCGCAGCGGCAAGCAACAAAUCUAAUCAUCGAACCUGGCGAGCCUCCAGAGAUUGGGUUUAUGGGCGGUCGUAUUCCUACUGCCACAUCAUAUGCAGCAUCUAAACAUAUCAACGAAAUGACGAGCACAUUCAAAUCGAAAGCGCAGCAGUUUGUGGAUGACAUCAUAAGUGAUGUACAAUCCUCAAAACAAGUUUCUAAGCCAGAGAAACCUAUUUUGAAACCUGCACCGAAGCAAGAAGUUCCACAGAUCAAAACCGGAGAUGAACCUCAAGCUUACAGGGAAGAAACGAGAGUUUCUGAACAUGGCACAAAGCACAUAGACCCAGACACAGGUCUCAUUUACUUCAAGUACGAUUUUGGCUACGAAUUUGGGAUCGUCCUUCCCGGAGAAGGUAAGACGAAAGACGACAACGCGUCCGCCAAGCGCCCGCGGAUAGACAAGAAGAGCGAAGACGCCGUGGACUUCCCGGUGAUCCACGAGAAGUCGGGGGGCAAGACGCAGCCCGCGAAAGGGGAUCCCGCAAUGGGGGACAAGGCCCCGUUGUUCCGGCCGAAGAAGUUCACGCACUCGAAGGCCGUGAAGUGGGAGCCGGUGUCGGAGAGCGAGAUGUCGGAGGCGGAAGGAGACGGGGCGGCCCACAAGAAGCGGUACAGCCUGCCGCAGCCCCCUCACAUCUCCAUCCCGGGCGCGUCGCGCUGGGACCAGUCGACCCCCAGCCCCGUGUCGCUGUCCCCCAGCCUGCCCAGCCUGUCGCCCCGACACCCAGGCGUCGGCCCCGCUGGGCCGGACCCGGCAGUUUCUCCCGGGGGGUCGUGGCAAGCAGCGACCCCGACCAAGGUGGCAGGGAGGGGGCGUGCCGGCACCCCCACUCCCCCCAGUACCCCUAGCACGCCUGGGAGCCUGACCGGCCAGCCGCACAAGCCGCCUUCUUUCAUAACGCCUCUGCGAGACAUAGCAGUCGUGAGUGGACAGACAGCCAGAUUCGAGUGCAUUGUUCAAGCUGAGCCUCAGCCAAACAUCCUCUGGUCAAAGAAUGGAAGAAUCAUAGAGAACUCGGAAGACUACCAGAUACACUACAGGAACGGAGUGUGCAGACUGACUAUACCACAAGCAUAUCCUGAGGAUGCUGGCAAUUACACAUGCACGGCAACAAACAUGUUUGGUACGAUCGGGACGUCCUCAUCGUUGCAAGUGCCAGGUGUUCCUUCCCACAUGUAUGGUACCUACCGCCAACAGACAGACAGUAUUACCUCCAUCAUCAAUGACAUUGCUGAGAUUAACAACUUGAGUGAGUACACGACAAAUCAGAUUUAAUCCUAUACAAGCUUCUCAUGUCUCUUGGUCUAGUGGCUAGCGUAUCUGGCUGUUGGGCCAAGGGGCCUGGG